AUGGCGGCCUCCGUGUGGAAGCGCUGUGUGACUGCAGCUGUCAAAGUGAAAUGUUUUACAUCAUCUUUCACCGUAAGAAGAUGCCUGCUGUCUGCAGCUUACAGAGACACCACAGUCUGGGAGGCCAGAGAGAAGGACCCUCAAAACUUGGCUACGUUGGCCAACCUAAUGGACAGAACAUAUGACCGGAAUCUGCCUGUGAGCUCUUUGACAGUGUCACGAUUUGUUGACAACAUAACUUCUGCAGAAGAAGUCGAUCAAGCAGAAUACUAUUUGUACAAGUUCCGUCACAGUCCAAAUUGUUGGUACUUGAGGGACUGGACCAUUCACAGCUGGGUACGGCAGUGUUUGAAGUAUGGCAGAAGGGAGAAAGCCCUACACACGUUAAAAAACAAGGUCCAGUAUGGCAUAUUCCCAGACAGCUUCACCUUCAACCUGCUAAUCGACUCGUUCCUUAAAGAUUCGGACUAUAAAAGUGCGUGUGCGAUCGUCGAGGAGGUGAUGGUCCAGGAGGCCUUUGAACUCCCCUCCACUCAGCUCCUGUCUUUGUACGCUCUGGGACACUACCUGGCAACCAGACCACAACUCAAGGUGUCUGAAGAGCGAGCCCUGGGAGCAUCUUUACUCAUCUGCGGCCUCAGCAGCAGCAGCAGCAGCAGCAGCAGCAGCAGCAGCAGCAGUGGCCUCUGUGCACAGUUCAUGGGGAAUGUCCUCCUCGGAAAAGUGGAGAUGCAGGAGGGGAUCCAUGCAGUGUUUAAAGGUUUGCCGCUGCACUGGGCUCACGGAUACUUGGACAGAGCACUGGACGUGAUGGAGAAGGUGUCUGCUGGGACUGGAGACACAAGACUGACUAAAGACUCGUUGGACCUCAUGAGUGCUGUGCUGGAUGACCUGUCUGCCGAGUCGGAGUCCUCUGGGGAAGACUCUGAGGUGGAAGAGGAGAAGAAGGGUGAGACGGUGGAUGAAGAUGAUGAAGCAGAACGUGCAAAGUUACCAGAGUAUGUCGCCAGAUUCAAGGAGUUAAGAAGCCAGUUGGAGUCCAUGAAUAAAGUUGAGGCCGCUUCAUUUCAGUCUUUAGUGAGCGCUCUGGCCCAGAAGGAGCUGUCUGCCGCAGAGGUUCAGGACCUGGGGCAGUACCAGCAGCAGCUCCAGGGCUGGGAGGCCGAGAGGGUGCAGCUCAUCCAGAGGGAGAAGGAGACGAGAGAGAAGGCUGAGCAGGAGAAACGAGAGCGCUUAGCUGCCGCCGCUGCUGCUCAGUAA
This is a messenger RNA of Knipowitschia caucasica, 1260 nucleotides long. The record is from the annotation of a GenBank genome assembly. Lineage: Eukaryota; Metazoa; Chordata; Actinopteri; Gobiiformes; Gobiidae.